UAUGGUUACCCUGUCAUUUCCCGAAAACGAAAGGAAUCGCAUUGUUAUGAUCAACAUUUACCUCCUACUCCUCCACACUCAUAUCUGAUUAGAGCGUGGACGUGAACAGUGAGUGUGAGGUGACUAACCAAAACCAUUGUGCUUGCUUUGUUGAUGGUUCAUUUUCCAUGACCAUGGAGUCUAUGCAUGUGGGUGCUGACCAUGAACAGGUCAUUGUGAAGAGAAUCCCAGGCAGAUGGAGGGAGCUUUUCCAGUCACUGAGGCACCCCUCUGAUGGCCUGACCAGAGCUCAGGUGUGGUAUGACGAUGUGUUCACGUCACAGUACGGCCAAGCUCCACCAUGGUCUGAUGUUUUGGAAGGGCUGACUGCUGCUGAACCAGUCUUGACAGAAAAUGGAAACCUGAAAUUCGAGUGCCGAUUCACAGUGUUACCUGUUGGGACACAGAAGAAUUUUCUGACAUUUCUUCAUCAGUAUGUGGACACUGUUCCAGCUAGUCAUCUCAAAAUAUUUCUGGAAAAAAUCUCUGUGGUGGACACUAGUGAUCAGUGGCUAAAACAUCUGAGAUGGAGUCUGAUGAAAACCCUCCAGAGCAGGCAGGAGGAUGGAGGCUUUGACGGUGACAGUCUGAACCGAUCUGAGCCAUUUAGGUAUUCAUUCAGCAAUGAAGAGAACAGAAAUGCCUUCAAGAGUCUGUGUAAAGAUAUCCAGGAUUCUUCCUACUCAUUACCAUGGCAGCAGAAUUACAACUUCCUGGAAAGCAGGCAUGGAGAUGGCAAGGAAGAUGUUACUUCCCCUGUCAUGGUUACCUCCCCUGCUAGGGUUACUUCCCCUGAUAUAGAAGACGAAGAUGACAUGACGGAAUCUCAACAAGAGAUGCCUAAAGAAUUACAUGUAGCAAACAUAGACAGACCAGAAGCUCCGGCUGUUAAGAGGUUAAAGCUAGAAGCCUCACAGCACUUUCCAGGUAGCCCUCUCAACAUCUCUGGGGAUUUUUCCCUCUCACAAGUGUCCUCCCCUCUCUCAGCUGACGACUGGGCCAUGGUUGGGAGAUUAAAAGAUAUGUGGGGAUCAGUAACUGGUGAAGUGGCGGUACCUGAGGAGAUCAAACUGUUCUUAUCCUGUACCAUGCCUCAGAUGAAGGAAGUUUGUGAUGAACUACAGUUGGAUACUCUCAGCGAGGUUGCCAUGAUGAUUUCUUGUGAUCAUUUAUGUAGUCUUGGUGAAGAACUGAGCCAUAGCAACUGUGUGGAGUUUUUAACAGCUGCUGUUUUGCCAAAGGUAAAGGUAACGAUAACGACUGUCCCACGAUCGUUGUGUUCUGUCCUGGCUAAGGUGUCCAAGCAGUUCCCGCGAGCUCUCAUUGACGGAGUCAUUACACCCUGCCUGCAGGAUGUGGAUGCAGCUGUCUGUCAGGCUCAGAUGUUCUGCAAGGUGAUUAAAGAGAUGUUUUCUGGUGCCAGUCGUCUUUAUUUACUACAGAAACUAGUGGAUGGUAGUGUGCCUGUGUCCGCAGGCCUCUUGUCUUUGAUACAGAUUUUGAUAGACUUAAAGGUUGAUAUGGACAGACAUGUCAUGCACUCACUUGUACAUUUGCUGGCCAAGUUUUCUGGACCUUUUGCAGAGGAUAUAAAAUUUGGAAAAUUGUUGCUUGCAUUUGUGACGAAGUAUGGGAAGCAGAUGAACAUGGAAUGUGUUGACCUGUUAAAAGUGGUCUCUUCAGAAAAUCAGACUUUCUUAAAGAAGGCUGUCUCUACGGCAAUUGCCAAAAUAGAAAAAGAAAAGUCUCUAACAAGAAGCUGAUAGCUGAUAUCCUAGAAAAUGAAGGGUGUUGAAAUGUUAAGGCUGUGCCUUAGAAAAUGAAGGGUGUUGAAAUGUUAAGGCUUUGCCCUAGAAAAUGAAGGGUGUUGAAAUGUUGAUAGCCUGUGCAUUAAAAAAUGAAGGGUGUUAAUUGGUUGUAAGAACAUUAACUCAGAUAUUUACAAAAUGCCUUAAAAAAAGAAAUAGAGAAGAAAUAGAGAAAGAUCCCUUGGUGAAGAGAAUUUACAUAGGAAAAAAAUAAUAAAAUGCCUUCUUAACUUUCUACAUUCUGUUAUAUUCCAACUGCAGUUUGAAACUUCAUGUUAUUUUCUAGGUAUUCCUUGAAGUAUAUAUAUAUAUAUAUAUUGUAUGUAUCCUGAGAUCCUUGAAUUUGUGGUGCUCAGGUAAGUUAGCUCGUUAAAAUUGAGUAUUGCAUUGUAUAGUCAUCCUAAACGUUUCCGUCCCAAUUCAGAAUCGACUAUAUUCAGCACACUUUUUUUUUUUUACAACAAGCCAUUUUAUUGGUCACCCUAGUGUGAUAAACACUCCUAAACUACAAGGUGUACUGACAAGGUAUGCAUUACAUGUAUUGCAGGAAAUAAACUGCUUGUUGAUACAAAAAUGAUACAGAAACUAUGCGAUUUACUCAUGGAUAAACCCACGCUUUUCAGCGGAUGCUAUAAAAUCAAAUGCCAAAGUAAGUAAUUACGAGGGGAUGUUCUUGAGUGAUACACGUCAUUGUAAAAUCCAAAUCGCUUAAUAGCCAUGAAUUUACACUGCUGUACACCUCAUUAAUGCGUGCUUUCUCCAUACACACUGCUGUACACCUCACAUAAAUAUGUGCUUUUCCUUAUACAUACUGCUGUACACCUUACAUAAAUUUGUGCGUUCUCCACACACACACUGCUGUACACCUUACAUAAAUUUGUGCUUUCUCCACACACAUACUGCUGUACACCUUACAUAAAUUUGUACUUUCUUCACACACACUGCUGUACACCUCACAUAAAUUUGUGCUUUCUCCAUACACACUGCUGUACAACUUACAUAAAUUUGUGCUUUCUCCACACACACUACUGUACACCUCACAUAAAUUUAUGCCUUCUUUAUACACACGGCUGUAUACCUUACAUAAAUACCUGUAUGUGCUUUCUCCACACACUCUGCUGUACAUCUUACAUACAUUUGUGCUUUCUCCACACACACUGCUGUACAGCUUAUAUAAAUUUGUGCUUUCUUUAUACACACUGCUGUAUACCUUACAUAAAUUUGUGCUUUCCUUAUACACAUUGCUGUACACCUAACAUAAAUUUGUUCUUUCUCCACACACACUGCUGUACACCUCACAUAAAUUUGUGCUUUCUUUAUACACACUGCUGUACACCUCUCAUAAAUUUGUGCUUUCCUUAUACACAUUGCAGUAUACCUUACAUAAAUAUGUGCUUUCUCCACACACUCUGCUGUACACCUUACAUAAAUGUGUGCUUUAUACACCCCACUGUAUAUCUUUCAUAAAUUUGUGCUUUCUCCACACACUCUGCUGUACACCUUACACAAAUUUGUGCUUUCUCCACAUGCACUGCUGUACACCUUACAUAAAUUUGUGCUUUCUUUAUACACACUGCUGUAUACCUUACAUAAAUUUGUGCUUUCUCUACACACACGCUGCUCUACACCUUACAUUAAUUUGUAUGUGUGGAUUUUUCCAGCAUUAUUCGUUGUUACCAUUCUGUUGUUUGGUUGUUGUCUUAAGGAAGAAAACCAUCACUGUUACUUGUCAUUAAAUUGAAAGUUAAAACUUGGAAGAACCGUAAUCCUGUCAUC
This is a messenger RNA of Liolophura sinensis, 3623 nucleotides long. RefSeq lists its product as uncharacterized. The transcript has 12 exons. NCBI's taxonomy places the organism in Eukaryota, Metazoa, Mollusca, Polyplacophora, Chitonida, Chitonidae. Bases 168 to 1802 code for a protein of 544 amino acids. The record is from RefSeq and is a predicted model, not a curated record. Gene Ontology annotation, biological process: interstrand cross-link repair. Gene Ontology annotation, cellular component: Fanconi anaemia nuclear complex.